Molecule: messenger RNA, 1326 nt
Organism: Chrysochloris asiatica (Cape golden mole)
Lineage: Eukaryota; Metazoa; Chordata; Mammalia; Afrosoricida; Chrysochloridae
Gene: P2RX3
Product: purinergic receptor P2X, ligand-gated ion channel, 3
Exons: 12
Coding region: 108-1301 (397 amino acids)
Biological process (GO): monoatomic cation transmembrane transport; response to ATP
Cellular component (GO): nuclear inner membrane; plasma membrane
Molecular function (GO): purinergic nucleotide receptor activity; extracellularly ATP-gated monoatomic cation channel activity; ATP binding
Source: RefSeq, a predicted model, not a curated record
UCAGUUGCCCCCUCCAAGCCUCCGUCUCUGUCUCCUUGCCCUGAAGCCCUCUCCCUUGUGAGGCUGCCUUUUGGCCCCAGCUGGCCGCCUCUGAGCACUCCCACAGCAUGAACUGCCUGUCAGACUUCUUCACCUAUGAGACCACCAAGUCGGUGGUUGUGAAGAGCUGGACCAUUGGGAUCAUCAACCGGGCUGUUCAGCUUCUGAUCAUCUCCUACUUUGUGGGGUGGGUUUUCUUGCAUGAGAAGGCAUACCAAGUGCGGGACACAGCCAUUGAGUCCUCUGUGGUCACCAAGGUGAAAGGUUUUGGACGCUAUGCCAACAGAAUCAUGGACGUUUCUGAUUAUGUGACCCCACCUCAGGGCACUUCUGUCUUUGUCAUCAUCACCAAGGUGAUUUUUACUGAAAACCAGAUGCAAGGCGUCUGCCCAGAGAGCGAGGAGAAGUUCCGCUGUGUAACGGACAGUCAGUGCCAGCCUGAGCGCUUUGCGAGUGGAGGAAUCCUCACUGGCCGCUGCGUGAACUACAGCUCGGAGCUCCGCACCUGUGAGAUACAGGGCUGGUGCCCCACCGAGGUGGACACCGUGGAAACACCUGUCAUGACGGAAGCUGAGAACUUCACUAUUUUCAUCAAGAACAGCAUCCGUUUCCCUCUCUUCAACUUUGAGAAGGGAAACCUCCUUCCCAACUUGACAGCCACUGAUCUGAAGACAUGCCGUUUCCACCCUGACAAAGCCCCCUUCUGCCCCAUCUUGCGGGUUGGAGACGUGGUCCAGUUUGCAGGGCAGGAUUUUGCCAAACUAGCUAGCACGGGCGGAGUUCUGGGCAUCAAGAUCGGCUGGGUGUGUGACUUGGACAAGGCCUCGGACCAAUGCAUUCCCAAGUACACCUUCACUCGGCUUGAUGGUGUUUCUCAGAAGAGCAGUGUCUCCCCAGGCUACAACUUCAGGUAUGCCAAGUACUACAAGAUGGAGAAUGGCCAAGAAUACCGCACGCUCCUGAAGGCUUUCGGCAUCCGCUUCGACGUGCUGGUAUAUGGGAACGCUGGCAAGUUCAACAUCAUCCCUACCAUCAUCAGCGCGGUAGCAGCCUUCACCUCUGUGGGAGUGGGGACCGUCCUCUGUGAUAUCAUCCUGCUCAACUUCCUCAAAGGAGCCGACCAGUACAAAGCAAAGAAAUUUGAGGAGGUCAACGAAACAACACUGAAGGUCGCAGCCUCGGCCAACCCAGUGUACCCCAGUGACCAGACUACGGAGGAGAAGCAGUCCACGGACUCAGGGGCCUACUCCAUUGGUCACUAGUGCUUCCUCCCUGGGCCCCAUGCUC